Lactuca virosa is the source of this 390-nucleotide messenger RNA. The record is from the annotation of a GenBank genome assembly. NCBI's taxonomy places the organism in Eukaryota, Viridiplantae, Streptophyta, Magnoliopsida, Asterales, Asteraceae.
AUGCGUCUAUCCAAAGACAUGAUUAAAGUUGAAAAAAUUCAUUCACCUCAACAUACAGGGAAUUUGGGAUCUAAAGGUAUAACAGUUGUUGUGGAAAGAAUUAAAAACAAUGUCAUAGGUAACAAGAUUGAUCCAAAAGCUGUACUAAAUUUGGAUCCUGGUCUUGGUGUUUUGGAUGCAUUUUUUGCCAGUUUGUCAAUGAUAAUUGUCAAUGAGAUUGGAGAUGAAGCUUCUAUUAUAGCAGCUCUUAUGGCAAUGCGUCAUCCAAAGUUAAUUGUUCUAUCAGGUGCACUCAGUGCUCUGUUUAUACUUUCUACAGGGCUUGGUAGGAUUGUUCCAAAUCUGAUAUCAAGGAAACACACAAACAGUGCUGCUACAGGCAUGUAUUGA